CUCCAGGUAACAGCUGUUUCUGGCACCUGUGACAAUGGCAGCCGACGAGCCCGAUCAGCCAGAAUUCGGAAAGGACAAGUCCUUGGCCUGUCAAUCUUGUCGGCGCAAGAAGACGAAAUGCGACCGCGAGCAGCCGUGCGCGCAAUGUACCCGCUUCAACGCCAUCUGUCUCUACGAUGACUGUCGCUCGAAGCCGGGUCUUCGCGCCGGCGCCGUCGAGCGGCUGCAACAGCGCGUCGACACGCUGGAGAAUAUGUUUCUCGGCCAAAGCCUUCUCUGGCAGAGGAUGUGGAGCGCGGUGAUGGAUGGCGUAUCGCCCAAUAUUCCCUCUCCGGCCCACAAUGGCAUCGAAACGGCAGGUAGUACGGCGAGCCUCAAGCAGUUAUCUGAGGAGGUCAAGCAGAACUUGCUGCAAGAGGCAGCAGGGAUGCCUGGUGGCACUUGUGUAGCGUUGUUCAGGCAAGGGCUGGGAGAUGAAAGAAAAGGACACGAAAGACAAGAGUCCAGGGACGAAGAACAGCAGGAGGAGAACACGGAUGUCAUGCGGCAGCAGAAACCACCAGAAGAGCGUGCUGCAAAGCGUCGAAAACUCCAUUGUGACUCCAACGUUGGGCAGCAGGCGAUCGAGACAGUGAACGACUUGUCUGCCGCGCAGCUCUCUGCGCAGGGGCUGCUAUCACAUGCAGUCAUGAUGGAGUUGGUCGAAUUCUAUUUCACCAAUGUCCAUCCCUGGAUUCCCAUUCUCCAUGUCAGGCGAUUUCGUGAGCAGCUGUACAGUCCCGACGGCUGGAACAAGGCCCUGCCGAUUUUACAUGCAAUUCUAGCUACCUCCAUCCGCUUUAUUUCACACCUCGAGGCUGGAGAUCCGCAAUUAAAAGCAGAUAUGGCGGCUGCUAGUCGUCAAAGAGUGAUCCUCAACAGCAUGGAGUCAUUCUCGGUGGAGAACUUGCAAGCAUUGGUGAUUGUAGCGUUCGAUAUAAUCGGGAGUGGUCAAGGCCCGUCAGCGUGGUCGGUGGUCGGCAGCAUGACGCGCACUGUUGAGCAACUCCAGCUAAGUGUCGAGGAUCGUGACGACGAUGAGGAAAGAACGGCAAAGGGUGAGUAUCUCAUCAAGCGAAUGGUCUUUUUGAAGCCAGCGCAGCACUGGUGGCAGACCGAGGAGCGAAGACGGGUAUUCUGGACCGUGUUCCUGAUGGACAGAUUUUGUAGCGUCUCGACCGGAUGGAACCUGAGUUUGACGAGCGCAGACGUUCGACGGCGUCUGCCCUGCGAGGGAGCGUUAUGGCAGCGGGAGCAAGAGCAGACCACGCCAUUCUUUGGCAUCGCCAAUCAUUUCAGCCACGGAGCGAACGGUCCAAUCUUGGACGACGAUAAGCACCCUGGACAGGACUCCCUCGGCGGGUUUGCCUACGCCAUCGAGGCCACUGAGUCGCUGAGCCUGGUGGUCCAUUUCUUCUUGCACAAUGCCCUUGACAUCGAAGACGUACAAAAGACCAAGAAAUGGCUGCUGAGAUUCAAGGAACUCGAUUUGCGCCUGGUUCAGUGGAAGCUCCUGCUGCCGCCAAAGUGGCAAUCGGCUUCGGUUCUCAACGUGGACGGAAUCAUGGACCCGAAUCUGACUCUCGCGCAUUUCACCCACAACACAGCACUAAUUCUGCUCCAUCAGAGCAUCGCCUAUCCUCCCGCACAUUGGAAAGAUUGCCCUGUGCGAUUUCCGUCGGCAACCUCGCUCGAAACGUGUAUCGAGGCUGCCUCCGAGAUUGUGAUGCUGGGUAGCCUGUUUCUCCAGCACUCCUCCAUUCUUGCCAAUCCACAAUUCUCGUUCUGUCUCUUCAUUGCGGGACGAAUGCUACUAGUACACUCUCAGCAUGCCAGGCUUCCUGUCUCAGAUCAGCUCGAAAGUAUCGUUGGGAGUUUGCUUGAGAUAUCCCGUCGUUGGGCUGGUCCGGGUGCCACGGACCACCGAAAUCUGGCGUCGGUGUUUGGCGAAAGGCUCAUUAAAGCUCGACAAUACAUGUACUGCAACGCGGCAUCACCCGCGACGCCCCUCGACAUUCGACAAGCCGCUUACUCGGAGUCUGGGGAUUGUGCCGAGUCGUCUUCAAUCGAUGUUCGUGCGCGCUGUGGGGACGGCGUCGGACCCUCUACGGUGACAUUACCACACGGUGCACAGAGCUCUUCGACUCCAUUGAAUCCACGUUGGACAUCAAUUGAGGCGCAAUCGUUGGCCGACUACCGCAGUGAGCAGGGUCGCGUCGCGAACCAAGUCUCUCCCAGCGAUUUUCUGAACGAUACCCUGAGCCUCGCGUUUCCACCGCUUCCCCCAUCGCUGCAGGUGCAAUAUGACCCGCUGGCGGGAUUGCCGAUGGUAGACCCUUUGUGCUUGGGCAAGGAAGUACCAUUACCAUUUCUCGAUCACUCUACAUCAGGAAGAUCUCAAUUCUGGAACCCCGGUCCACAAUAGACAUUCCCUCUCUGAUCACGUCCAUAGGUCGUUCUGGGAAUUGGGUCAGGUAUAACAAGGCUAGCCAGCCGCAAAGUCCCGUGAAAAUGUAUAUUCU
This is a messenger RNA of Aspergillus uvarum CBS 121591, 2561 nucleotides long. Its product is annotated as putative C6 transcription factor. The coding region runs from base 35 to 2464 and encodes 809 amino acids. NCBI's taxonomy places the organism in Eukaryota, Fungi, Ascomycota, Eurotiomycetes, Eurotiales, Aspergillaceae. Gene Ontology annotation, biological process: regulation of DNA-templated transcription; DNA-templated transcription. The transcript has 2 exons. Gene Ontology annotation, cellular component: nucleus. The record is from RefSeq and is a predicted model, not a curated record. Gene Ontology annotation, molecular function: DNA binding; DNA-binding transcription factor activity, RNA polymerase II-specific; zinc ion binding.